This is a messenger RNA of Suillus clintonianus, 1518 nucleotides long. Its product is annotated as amino acid transporter. Gene Ontology annotation, cellular component: membrane. NCBI's taxonomy places the organism in Eukaryota, Fungi, Basidiomycota, Agaricomycetes, Boletales, Suillaceae. The record is from RefSeq and is a predicted model, not a curated record. The coding region runs from base 1 to 1518 and encodes 505 amino acids. The transcript has 11 exons. Gene Ontology annotation, biological process: transmembrane transport; amino acid transport. Gene Ontology annotation, molecular function: transmembrane transporter activity.
AUGGUCAAGUCAGAAGGUUCCAGUGCAGGAGAUGACAAGGAAGAGGCACGCGAUGUUGCUGUAUCUGACCAACGCCUCCAGGACCUGGGGUAUAAGGCUGAAUUCCGCCGCGAGAUGUCUCUCUUUGGAGUGCUUGGGAUAUCGUUCUGCGCCAUCGGCAUUCUGACUGGAAUGAGCAGCGCGUUUCAGACGGGGUUAUUCUCUGGAGGCCCGGUUGGCCUGUUCUGGGGAUGGAAUAUAUGCAGUUUCUUUAUGUUUCUGAUCGCUUUAAGUCUUGCAGAGAUCUGCAGUACAUACCCAACAAUGGGAGGACUAUACUUUUGGGUUUGUAAAAUGAAACCAGACGUACCCAUCCUUGGCUUCUUCACUGGCUGGCUCUAUUCCAUGGCUAUGGUGUUUACUGGCGCUUCCGGUAAUUUGAGCGUCGCUCUAUACCUUGCAUCAAUGGCAGAGGUUGGACAAGGAAGGACUUUAACGCGUGUAGAAAUCACUGCGAUCGCAUGGGCUAUGAACAUAUUCUCUGGCAUUAUCAACACCAUCGGAACGAAGGCUAUUGGACGAAUGAGCACGUUAAAUGUCUGGUGGACGCUCGGAGGGACGUUUGUGCUGGCCGUCACCCUGCUUGUGAAAGCACCUGUGAAGAAUUCUCCCGAUUUCGUGUUUACGAAUUUUCAGAAUUUCACCGGUUGGGAAUCCAGAGGCUUUGUCGUGCUUCUCGGGUUUCUUCAGGCUGUAUACACGCUCGAAGGAUGUGAAACAGCGGCUCAAGUAGCGGAAGAAGCUGUACGCGCGGAAAUUCUGGCCCCACUCGCUGUAGUAGGCAGCAUUGCAGGCUCUUGGUUGAUCGGUCUCGCGUACAUGCUUUCACUUCUCUUCGCAGUCCAGAAUAUCGCGUCCGUUCAGGCCACCACAUUCGCCAUUCCAAUUGCUCAACUCUUCUAUGAUGCAGUGGGGCCCCAGCUGGCGCAAAUGUGUUUGGUUGUAGUAACGCUUGCCCAAGUGAUGGCUGCGAUUACAAAUUUUACCGCAAGUUCGAGGCUGUUCUAUGCGCUCGCAAGAGAUAAUGCGUUCCCGAUGAAAAAGCAAUUUUUGACCUUGAACCGAUUCCAAGCGCCAUACUGGGGUGUAUGGACCAGUGUCUUGAUAGGAUGCAUUAUAUCAUGCGCCUACAUUGGGUCUGCGGUUGCAUUUAACGCCAUCUUAUCCUCAGCAGCCAUAUCGGUGAUGUUGAGCUACUUGCAACCCAUUGUUAUUCGUGUGUUCUGGUCUGACUCCAUUCAAGACUUUGGACCUUUUUGCCUUGGAAAAUGGUCAUGGCCAGUGAACUUUGCAAGUUUUUCGUUCUGCGUUUUCAUCUGCAUUUUAUUCGUCCUACCUACGGCAUACCCAGUGAACGACCUCAACAUGAACUACGCGAUUGUUGCUGUGGGCGGUCUUUUGGUCAUAAUCACCAUCAACUGGUUUUGGUGGGGAAGGCAUAGCUUUAAAGGUCCUGUCAAAACAGUCACCUUUCAAUGA